CUAAAGGACGGCCAUUCUUUUCUGUAAACUAACGGCCCAUUCAAAUAAAUAGGCCUUUGCAGGCUGAACGGGCCAAGAUUGUCUACUGAAGCCUGGCCACUCUCCAAAACCCUCGUGACCUCUUCUUUCCUUCCUCUUUGUAGACACGGAGCCGCAGAGAACUCCGACGAGCCUCCCACCCGCGAUACCGAUCCAAGGAUGGCAGCAUCGACGUCCAGCGCCGGUGAGGCCGUCACCAUGAGGCUUGCGAACGGGAAGACGAUCAGCUGGCCGGCGACGGUGGCCGGGAAGAUCGAGGAAGGGUUGUACAAGGUGGGGUUGUUGGAACGCGCGGCGGAGGCCACGGACCGCGACCUGAAUUUGCUGGAGAAACAGGUGGAGGCCAUGACGGCGGAUGUGGGAUUCGAGCUGCAACUUAACGAUUACUGCUACGACCUCGAGCACAUGCGCAAGGCGCGACAGGAGUUCCGCUUCCGCUCGCUCUCCGAGGUGGAGGAACGGUCCCUCGGCCAGAUCCGCGACCUUGCCUCUUCCGCCAUAGAAGACUACAAAACCCGCGUCGGCCCCGUCCCUGCCUACGACAAUCCCAUCAGCCUGUUCAGCGACACCAUCCCCUUAGAGCUUCCUGAAUCUUUGGCCAUGGCGAUAGCACUUCCUUCAGCUUCUCACCACAAGAAUAUUGUUGUAUUCAGAAAGGGAAAGCUUCGUUUGCUCUCGAGUACUCUGCUCCCCUUAUCAGCUACCGCAGAUCGCGUGAGAGGCAGCAAACGGCAACAUACAGUCCCAAACGUUUCCUAACAGGGUGGUUACAGUUGUAUUUCCGAUCUAGAGGUGCGGUCUGCCCCCACAGCUGCAUGCACCGAACCUGGAAAAGCAAAGUACUGCUCCUAGUCUCCUACUAGUACUACCCUCCUCUCUAUUUAACAAUUAUUUCAUUUCUGAGAGGAUGCUCAGCAACGCUAUAUAUACAGUGUUUGACAUUGUUUGAUUUGACAGUGUUUCCAUGUAAACAUAUAUUUUUCCAAAAUAGAGAGAGAAAACACAUAUUGUUGAGAAAGAAUUGAUAUAUAUAGAUAGAUAGAUAAACGAAAUCUUGUAGGGAAAGAGAAAACACGUGCUCUUGAGAGAGAAUGGAUGUAACAGAGAGAGAGAAAAAAACACAGAGAAUGGAUAUAUACAAGAUACAGCUACCAUAGCCGGAGGUUUCUUCGCUCUGUGAGAGCUCCACGCCAGCGUUUUCCGUCGUCCGGCCCUUCCUUCGCUUUAGUCUGUGCGGCGUGCGGCGUCUUGGUCUCUGGUGGUGGGCCGCUGUUGUGGGCGUUGUCAGGCUGGGCCAUUGUCAGCGAAGAGGUCCUGUCUUGGGGCCAGGCGAUGUGCGGGAGGGGCCUCCGUCCGUCGACGCGUGUUGGGCCGGCUGUGCGCUGUCUUUUUGGGGCUUUCUAGAGCCUGUGUGCUGGCCGUGUUUAAGGCGUUAAAUGUUGUGCUGUCUUUUGGCGGCUUUCUAGAGCCUGUGUGGUGGCCGUGUUUAAGGCGGUAUGUUGUUCUGGCGUCUUCCACGGCUCCUAUAUAUUGGGGUGUUCGUCGGCAUCAAUCGCUGCGUGGUUUGGUGAUCUGCUUUCUGCUGGUGUUGUUUUCUCAGUGCAGGUGUGAUUCGGUGAAGGUGAUUGAUGGCGGGGGAACUGCCAAUCUUCCUUUUGUGUGCUUCUCCCUGGUUUCGUGACUGGUGCUCUGCUCUUCUAGGGCGUGUUUGGUUUGCUACCAAAACAUACCAAGCCAAUUUUUUGGCAUUGACCAAAAUUUGGUGUUUGUUUGGAUGGUGACCAAAUAUUUGGCUAGCCAAGGUCCCAUAACUAACUCUAGUUCAAUUUUUUGGCCAAAGUUGGCCAAUUCAUGGGCUAGCAAAACCAUCACCAAUUAUUUGGCUAGCCAAAUUUUUGGUAGGGCAACUUUGGGCUCAAACCAAACAGCCCCCUAUUCUGCGGCCGUUUUGCUUCUGCCGUUUAGGUAAGCUCUUUCUUAUUCUUUCAUGUCACGUUGCCAAUGGGCUAGAUCAUGGGUCGUCUUUUCUGUUUCUUGUUCGUCCGUCGUGGAUGUUUGGUUGGUCUAGUUAACGGAUGCUGCGGGUUCUUUUCAUCGUGUUUUUUUUUGGGUUGCUCUGUGUCCAUGGACGGGGCGGUCUGGUGCAUUUGUACCUACCGACAUGGCGACUGGUGGUCGUGGUCGCCAUGGCGCAAGCCGAGCUGGUCCCUUGAUCUCUCUCCGCGUCUCGCUUGCGCUUCUCCCGAGGAGAACACGGCCGCUGGACCAUGGAUUGGUGGCCAUGGAGAUCUACCGGGCUGUGAGCCGGUCAGGGCGAGUGCCGACUUCCGGAUGUUCGCCAGGUAUGACCGCUCCAUCCAGCGAGCCUUCACGCUCUACUAGGCCUAUUUUUGUCGGCAGGAAUUUUACUUGGUUUAAUGGAGUGGCAGGUUAGUUGAGGAUAUAUUUUAUGCAUCCUCCUAAUAUAAGUGAAGUGAUCUCCUUAAUUUGAUUAAUUCUUUGAUCCACCGGUAGAAGCGAUCUAAUAUGAUUCAGUAUGGGUUCUAGAACAGUGAACAGUAGGUGUAAAGUAAUAUCUUGCAGUUCUUCUGUCGAACGUGUUGCCUGAAGAAUAAAAAUAAAAUUCAAUUUGACCUGGUGCUUCGUUCUCUCUCUAGGUAUACAAUGAAACAAAUAUUAAAAUAAAGGGAAAGAAAGGCUAAAUCAACAUGCAUCUUUUCACACAAUGAGAAGUCGUGAUACAUAAACUUUGUAAUGUUGGUCUGGAGCUGUUACAAGCCACUGAAAAAUGCAAACAUUUGCCUUUGCACCUUUAGCAAUUUCAAGUGUAUGCUUCGUUUAAAGCUAUGUCCGAAUAACAAUACUUGAAUUAUGUAGCGCAUUAUGGAUAUGCACAAGGUUGUUUUGCAAAAUGAGUCAGUACUAAUAUUCUGUCAUACAAGCUUCAAUGGUGGCAAAGAUUUUUGGUAUUUGGGUACUGCCUUUGGUGUAUAAUACUAUAAAUAGUCAGUCCAAAUAUUAGUCUCAGAUUUCACUUCACAGGUUUGAGGAAACCCCCUUCAGCAUAUCAGAUCACCAGCUUGACAGUAAGUUCUGGGUGCAUCUUGUUUUACCUUUCUGUCCUACAAGAUAAAUUUGAACCUUUCCUCUCAUGGAGCUCUCUGAAAGCUGAAAUAUAGCUCAGUUUAUUCCUUGCACAUGUUUAUAGACCUUUUAUAGUUAUGGUUUACACUACAAGCAGGUCUUAUAGUUGUAGAAAUGUCAGAUUGCAAUGCAUCAUGAAUGAAGAAUCUUUUGCUCAUGCUACAGUGCUACACACUGCUUUGGUGCAAGUCAUUGUUAUUAUGGCCUCAAAAAAUAAAUGUACUGUCAUUAUGGUAGUGUAGGUAACACAAAAAACUAACAAUACAGUCCUUAGUCUGAUUAUUACCGACUUCUAUGAAAUGUUUGGAUGUGGUGAACCACCUUAAGAAUUUUUGUGUCUCACUUCCAAUAAGCUAGAUAAUAGCACCAACUAACUUUUCUGCAGCAAACUUACGAAAAUUCAAGGAACAGAUGGCGUCGGAGAACCCUAUAUAGCUGACCAUAAACAAGUAAGUUGCUCAAGUUAUGGACUACUUUAUUCUCUUUAUAGCAUACUUACUCUACUUUUUGUCUUUUUAGCAAUCGGAU
This is a messenger RNA of Brachypodium distachyon (stiff brome), 3711 nucleotides long. RefSeq lists its product as uncharacterized. The transcript is spliced from 3 exons. Lineage: Eukaryota; Viridiplantae; Streptophyta; Magnoliopsida; Poales; Poaceae. Bases 199 to 798 code for a protein of 199 amino acids. The record is from RefSeq and is a predicted model, not a curated record.